UUUUCCCUCUCAUCACUUGUUUUCUGUAGAAGAAAGAGAAGAAGCCUAUUAACUUGGGAACUGCAACUGUUACUGUUGCUAUAAAGAUAAAACACCCUCCUCUCCAUCUUCCUUAAAACUAGGGUUUCUACACUUGCAACACACAGCUUUAAUUUUGCAGGUGUGAUUAGCUAUUUUGCUGCAAGAUUGUAUAUCCUUUAAAAAGGAACUGUGGGUCAACUUCUUUAUUCAAGUGGGCCUUUUUCACAGGAUUGCUUUUACUCAAGGGCAUACUAGACAAUGCAAACUCCAAAGACUAGAGCUGGAACCUUGGAGGUGCCACAGAGGACACCAAAAACCGCUAGGCAGCUCAAAACUUCAGGAACAGAAGCCGACAAUUCUUCAUCGCAAAGUCCUUUGAACAAAACUCCUAAGGCCAGAAGUCCAAAAGUUGACCGACGGUCACCUCGUACCCCAACAUCUGAGAAGAAACGUCCUGGCAGAGUUUCCGAACUGGAAACGCAGCUUGCGAAUCUUCAAGAGGAGCUAAAGAAAACCAAGGACCAGCUCAACCAAUCGGAAUUAUGCAAGAAACGGGCCCACGAAGAAGCCGAAGAGGUCAAAAGGCAGCUCAUUGAAGUAUCGGAAAAGCUCCAAGAUUCGCAACGCCAGCUUGACGAGAUCUCUGCUUCGGAAGAAUCCCGACUCCAAGAACUCAGAAACAUCUCCCAAGACCGGGACCGGGCCUGGGAAUCCGAACUCGAGGCGGUACAGAAACACCAUUCGGUGGAUUCCGCUGCGUUAGCUGCCGCCAAUAAUGAGGUUCAGAAACUCAAGAUUGAGCUUGAGAAGGUGGCGGAUUCGGAAGCCGAACAAGCAAAAUAUGCAGAAUCGGCUCAUAAUGAGAUGGUAAAAUUAAGAAAAGAGUUAUCGGAAACUCUUGCUGUAAUUGAAGAACUCAAAACGCAGUUGAAAGAUUCGCAAGAUUCCGAAGCUAGAGCUUUGGAAACUGUGAGUCAAACCCGAGAACAAUUGGAAACCGUGAAGUCAACUGAAGAGACGUUAAGGUUGGAAAAGGCGAAAGCGAUGGAAGCUUAUGAUUCUUUAACCGUUGAGUUGGAGAAAUCUAAAGCUCAAGUUGAUUCAUUGGAAGAAACGGUGAGCAAACUUCAGGUGAACGAUGGUAAUACCGAUCGGAAUGAUGACGAUGAUAAAGAAGAGCUUAACCGUGUUAAAACGGAGGUCGAAAAGUUACGUUUGGAACUCGAGGGAGCUGAAAAGAGGUAUCAGGGGGAGUAUAUUCAAAGCACUUUGCUGAUUUUUAGCGCGCACGAGCUUGUGGAACAAACGAGAACCGAAUCGUGCGAAAAAGUUUCGAUCUUGGAGGCGAAUUUGGAGAAAUCAAAAGCCGAAUUGGAGGAUUUGACGGCAAAACUAGUGGAGAAAGAAGAAAGUGUUCAAAACAUAUUAGAAGAAAACAAGCACUUGAUCGAAAAGCUCGAGAAAACCGAAUUAACAGCCGUAAAAGACACCGAACAAGCAAGAACCGAAUCAUUCGAACAAGUUUCGAUCUUGGAGGCAAAUUUGGAGAAAUCGAAAGCCGAAGUGGAAGAUCUGAACGCGAAACUAGCGGAAAAGGAAGAAAGACUUCUAAACGUAUCAGAAGAAAACAAGCACUUGAACGAAAAGCUCGAGAAAACCGAAUUAACAACGGUAAAAGACACCGAAGAUGCAACAAAUUUAAAGAAACUCGAGGCCGAUUUGGAGGAUAUGAAACGGGUAAUGUUCGAAAAAGAAGCCGAAUUGAAGAACAUUACAGAAGAAAACGAAAGACUCAAAAUGGAAAACAGUCAAGUGAACAAUGAAGCGGUUGCAUCUGCAGAAGCUGCAAGAACCGCUGAGAAAGAAGCGCGUAUGAAAGUCGAGUAUUUAACCGAAGAGGCCGAUAAAAGCGGUAAAAAGGUGGUGAGGGUAACGGAACAACUGGAUUUGGCUCAGGCGGCAAAUGCGGAAAUGGAAACAGAGUUGAGGCGGCUGAAAGUGCAGUCGGAUCAGUGGCGGAAGGCGGCGGAGGCUGCCGCUAACAUGCUUUCGGGUGGUAAUAACGGGAAGUUUAUGGAGAGAACGGGGUCUCUUGAUUCGCACACGAUUGGUGGGAAGUUGAAUUCGCCUCUUUCGGAGGAUAUGGAAGAUGAAUCACCCAAGAAGAAGAAUGGUAACAUGUUGAAGAAAAUUGGGGUGUUAUUGAAGAAGGGCCAGAAGUAAUUCAUUUAGCAGGGUUGGUUGUUGCAUGGAGUUGAAGGUGGAGGCUUUUUUAGGGAUUUAGUUUUAUGUUUUGGAGAGGAGAGGAAGGGAGGGAGUUGCAGGUUUAUGUAUAGGAAGUUGAAGUUGGUGUGAGUUUGACUUUAACUUUGACCUGCUGUAUGUUGUGAUGGAGAAUGCUGCAACCAUUUGUAAUAAUAUUUUCUGAUUACAUGCAACAAUUAGCAUCUUAUCAUUACACUUGA
This is a messenger RNA of Helianthus annuus (common sunflower), 2486 nucleotides long. RefSeq names its product interactor of constitutive active ROPs 2, chloroplastic. The record is from RefSeq and is a predicted model, not a curated record. The transcript is spliced from 6 exons. The coding region runs from base 280 to 2244 and encodes 654 amino acids. Lineage: Eukaryota; Viridiplantae; Streptophyta; Magnoliopsida; Asterales; Asteraceae.